This is a messenger RNA of Vigna angularis (adzuki bean), 828 nucleotides long. RefSeq names its product scarecrow-like protein 34. Gene Ontology annotation, cellular component: nucleus. The coding region runs from base 1 to 828 and encodes 275 amino acids. Gene Ontology annotation, molecular function: sequence-specific DNA binding; DNA-binding transcription factor activity. Gene Ontology annotation, biological process: regulation of DNA-templated transcription. The record is from RefSeq and is a predicted model, not a curated record. NCBI's taxonomy places the organism in Eukaryota, Viridiplantae, Streptophyta, Magnoliopsida, Fabales, Fabaceae. The transcript has 2 exons.
AUGUUCAGUGAUGUUGAUUAUGUUUCCCAGUUCAGGAGAGGAUUAGAGGAAGCUACCAAGCUUCUUCCUUCUGGCCCUAAGUUUAUAAUUGGUCUUCAUUCAAACGAUGUUAUAGAUCGGGUGUUUCUGAGUGUGGAAAACCUGGGUAAUGAACACAAUUCCUUACAGAGUGGAGUAGUGAAAGGUGAGGAGCGAGAUGGAGGGAAGGACCGAUCAAAGAAGAAAGGGAGGAAGAAGGAAACUGUGGAUUUGAGGAAUCUUCUAUUGAUGUAUGCCAAUGACAUUAGAGUUGCCACCGAAUUACUAAUGCAAAUUCGGCAACACUCUUCUCCCUUUGGAGAUGCAUCGCAGAAGGUAGCUCACUACUUCGUUAAUGGUCUUGAUGCACGCUUGGUUGGGGCUAGUUCUGGCGGUCAUGAACAAUUUUCUUUCCUGAACUCUCAGAGGAUUACUGCUACAGAGUACCUGAAGGCAUAUCAAGUGUUUCUAUCUUCCACCCCUUUCAAAAAGUUUACAUAUUUCUUUGCAAACACAAUGAUUAUGGAAGCUGCUGCAAAAUCAGAAAUCGUCCAUAUCAUUGAUUUUGGCAUCCUAUAUGGUUUCUUGUGGCCAAUUCUUAUAAAGUUUUUAUCAAAUAGAGAGGGUGGUCCUCCCAAGCUGAGGAUCAUAGGGAUAGAGUUUCCCCAACCAGGAUUUCGUCCCUCUGAAAGGAUUGAGGAGACGGGUCACCGUCUUGCUAACUAUUGUAAGCGUUACAAUGUUCCCUUUGAAUAUCAUGUCGUAGUAUCAAGGAACACUAGACCUCAACUUCUCCCAAUUCGAUUUUGA